CGACCCAGAAACAGUCGUCCAGCAUGACCUCGUUGAGGCGGUCGAGCCACUUGUGCAACUCGGCGUGGUCGACGAUCCAACGACCGUUCUUCCAGUCGCUGGGGCACAGAUCAACGUUGUCGAGACCAAACCUACUCUAGUAGAGCACGAGCCUUGUGCUCGAGCCGUCGAGCUUGAGUCCGAGGUCGCCGUUGCACCGACCGAUGUGAGCUCGCCGAUGGCCGUCGCGAAGCAGACGUCGCCAGAGGUAGUGAACCCGGUCGAUCUGGUUGCUGCCAAUGCCCAGUUGACGGAAAUCGAGCCCGAAAGCGUCGUCUCGGAGGGGGUCGUCAAGAACGAAAGCGUCGUCGAGGAGGGGGUCGGCAGCAAUGAGAGCGUCGAGGAGUGCCCGGAAGCAGUCCGGAUGCCCGCAUCGCCUGUCGUCAUUGAGAUUGACGCCGAGUCGCCUGCCGACUCGAAAGCACCUGCGAAAGCGACAGCCAAGAAGGCAUCCAAGGCCAAAACUGCGACGAAACCAGCGCGACGAACGGCCAAACCAGCGAAAAAGGCCAAGGCGCUCGAGUUCUCGACCAGCUCCGAGUCGGACGAGGCGUACGGCAGCACCAAGUCGCGAAAAAAGCUCAAGCCCAAGCCCAAGCCCAAGCGUGUCAAGGAGGUGUACGUGGAUGAUGACGAUAUCGAGGACUUUGAAGAGGUCGUCUACGCGUCAUGCCAGCACGACCACUCGUUCGUGGCCGAGCCCGAGUCGGCCGCCGAGACAGACGUCAACGCACUCACCACGCCGCUCUCCAUGCUGUGGAACGACCCGGCGACGACGACGUAUGCGUGCCGGCGCGAGUUUGUCUGGGACCACACGGUCUUUACCGACUCGGAGGACGUCGACGUGCGCCCAUUCGCCGACGAGCCACCGACGCGCGGCCGCCGCAACGUUCGCUCGGUGCAGCACAGCCAGCUGCGGCAGAACUUUCUCGCGGGCAACGCGCUGGACCCGCACAUGAUGGUCGAGUGCGCGCAGUACGCAGCGCCUCACGCGACGCACGACAAGCGGCCGCAGCAGCCGUUCCGCGUCUGCGUGCACCCGGACGUCGCCUUUGUCUGCGACCUCCACGCGCACUUGGCCAUGUGCGAGAUCAUUGGCUACUUUGGCGGCAAGUUUGACCGCGACGCCAACGUCGUGUACAUCCACGCCGCGUUUCCAUGCCGCUCGAUGCAGAUCGAAGGCGACGACGGCGCGACCGACGUCGAGAUGGACCCUGCGAGCGAGCUCGAGGUGCGCCAGCUCAUUGAAGAGUCGCACUUGGACGUGGUCGGGUGGUACCACUCGCACCCGACGUUUGCGCCGGACCCGUCGAUCCGCGACAUUGAAAACCAAGCGAGCCACCAAGAGCUCUUCAACGAGAUGGCGCACGCGCACCCGUUCGUGGGGCUCAUCGUCGGCACGUACGACGCCAAGCGCGCCGACCCGAUCGGCCUCUUUCGCUACUUCCACGUGCGCGGCGAAAAGAUCAACGGCCGCUCGAAAGCGCCGCUCAUGUACUUUCCGUUCGAGCUCUCGGCGACAACCCGCCGCUACAAGCCGCGCUCGCAUGCUGCAGACGGGACGCCGUCGAGUCUCGACGUGCUGCAGCGCCUCCGCACCGGGUACGGCGAGAGCAUCCGCGGCUGCGUCGAGCAAGUCAUCCGCCUCCUCGAGUACUACAAGUCGUUUCCGCGCCGGACGCGCUGGGCCCACGCGUGGCAGCGGACGACCAAGGGCGAGAAGCUCCGGAGAUCGCUGCUACACCACGUGCAAGCCAUCGAUGUGGCGCCGUCGCAGCAGCCCGCGUUUGUCGAGGACAUUCUGACGCACGUGCUCGCGUCGUGGUAGAAGAGGUUAAGACGACGCAAUAUUCUCGUUAGUUUUUGAACGAA
Messenger RNA from Saprolegnia parasitica CBS 223.65, 1911 nucleotides. RefSeq lists its product as hypothetical. The record is from RefSeq and is a predicted model, not a curated record. Gene Ontology annotation, biological process: protein deubiquitination; proteasome-mediated ubiquitin-dependent protein catabolic process. Gene Ontology annotation, molecular function: proteasome binding; metallopeptidase activity; protein binding. Bases 218 to 1867 code for a protein of 549 amino acids. NCBI's taxonomy places the organism in Eukaryota, Oomycota, Saprolegniomycetes, Saprolegniales, Saprolegniaceae. Gene Ontology annotation, cellular component: proteasome regulatory particle, lid subcomplex. The transcript has 6 exons.